AUGUCGAACUCUAUGAGAGAGCUCGGCGGUCUUGUCGACAACCUCUACAUCAGCUCCCAGCAGCAGCAAAAGCACCCUCAAGACCUCCCCGGAAUGAUGGGGGGCUCGAGAAAACAGCAGGAUGCCACCUCCACGCCAACGCGCGCCCGCAAGACCAAGUCCACCGUUCGAGGGGACGGCGCCGGCAGAGGCACUCCGUCGCGCGAGGACUCCGAAAACACGCCUGUGCAGCACGGCCACACGGCGGAGAAGGGCGCGGUGGCCGCGGCCCAGCAGGUCUCCCGAACCAAGCAGCGAGCAGCGACACGCCUGUCCGCGGAGAAGAAGCGCUUCAACACGACGCUGUCCAAGCCUAGCGGAGGGUCUAGCCUCACGGGGAAGCGGUGGAACCUGUCGUGCUUCACCAUGGGGAAGCCCAUCGGGAAGGGGAGGUUCGGAAAUGUGUACCUCGCGCGGGAAAAGGCUUCGAUGAAGGUCCUGGCCCUCAAGAUCAUGCUCAAGAAGGACUUAGAGGCGGCUGGCGUGUACCACCAGGUCAAGUCCGAGAUCGACAUCCACGUGAACUACGGGUCGGGCUGCCCGAACAUCGUCCGCUGCUACGGCUACUUCUACGACGAAAAGAGGAUCUUCAUCGUGAUGGAGUACGCGAGGAAGGGAGAGUUAUACCGCACCAUGAAGGCACAGCCGGGGGGGCGGUUCACGGAGUCGGUGUCGGCGCGGUACAUGUUCCAGCUGGUGCGAGCGCUGCAAUACCUGCACGGGCUGAACGUCAUCCACAGGGACAUCAAGCCGGAGAACCUGCUGCUGGACAAGGCUGGAAACCUUCGGCUCUGCGAUUUCGGCUGGUCGAUCGAGGUUGCUGAUUACGACACUCGUCAAACUAUCUGCGGGACCCAGGACUAUCUCGCCCCCGAGAUGCUGAUGGAGCGGCCGUACACGACCUCUGUCGACCUGUGGGCGGCAGGCGUAGUGACGUAUGAGUUCCUGUUGGGGCACUCCCCUUUCCGCAGCGAGUCUGGCGGUGCUGACACGCUGUCACGGAUCGAGCGAGGGUCCUACGCCUUCCCAAAGGACCCGGUGGUGUCCGCUGAAGCGCAAGACUUCGUUUCCAGGCUGCUGAGAGUCGAGCCCUCGGAGCGCAUGACCCUAGAUGAGGCGGUACGGCACCCGUGGCUAAGGGAUGUGGUGGCAGAGGCCACAGCUGCGAAGGCCGCUAGCUCUGCCAAAGCCGCGUCUAGCACCGUUGCGAAGGGCGCAUCAUCCAGCAGCAGAAGCAGCACCGGGUGA
Molecule: messenger RNA, 1287 nt
Organism: Ectocarpus siliculosus
Lineage: Eukaryota; Phaeophyceae; Ectocarpales; Ectocarpaceae
Source: the annotation of a GenBank genome assembly